This is a messenger RNA of Seminavis robusta, 1522 nucleotides long. Lineage: Eukaryota; Bacillariophyta; Bacillariophyceae; Naviculales; Naviculaceae. The record is from the annotation of a GenBank genome assembly.
CGGUGAAAGGUUUAUAAUUACAUAGCAACGCCUCAGUUGGUUUUCGAAACUCGACUCUAACUAUCAUCUCGCUGCUAUUUCAACGAACGUCUAAUCUCCAAGCACAUAGAGACGCCAAAUCCUAAGCACCACAACUGUUAAGAUCUUGAAGCAUGGAUAUCUUCAUUGCUCCACCAUCGCCCACAGAGUACCUGGGCUAAAUAGCAACUGUUUUCUCGAUAGUAGCGGAAGUGCCAAAGUCGUUCCAACCUCUCCUUGCCACCACGCACAGCAACAAACUAACAACGAUCAAAUUGAGCCACACUUUUUAAUCCGUUGGUUUUCUUUCGACUCCAAAUCUCGAAACUAUACUCAAGGAGGCAGUCCAAUUGCCACUACAGUGCCGUUGCUUGAUAGUCACCAUGAAAUCUUUUCGUAGAACGCUGAUAGCGUUGCUAUCGUUGAUCGGAAGCGCGCAAAGCACUCGUCUAGCCUUCAGGUUCGACGGAAUGGACCAUUCGGGGUGCAAAUCUAGUGCCUAUGAUGUCGAACUUGGUGAACUUCACUUUCAAUGUGAUAGCGGAGAAGACAUUUGCCGACCAGGAGACUCGGUCGUUGUUGAAGGAUGGUUCAACGCUCAUUCGCCCCUCCCAGUCGACAUGACGCAGCGAGUCAAAGUGUGCAAGUACUUUGGGAUGAUGUGUACUCACGUGCUCGAAUACUCUAGCGAUUACACCUUCAAAGAAUCGUGGCAUCUAUACUCCCAAUAUAGCAACGUCAGUUACCCCAACCCUGGUCUCUACGGAUUCGAACGACGAUUUACAUGGCCAGACAACACCAUGUCCGAUUUCGCCUGGGCCGGAUUUCCCUUUUCACUGACAAUUGACGUUCAAGCAGAAGAUACUGGCAACGAUUGGACCCACAUGCGUUGUCAUGCUCCCUUUACCACGGUAAACUAUGAUACCUGGAGAGAGGAUGGCUCGACCGGUUCCGGUUUCAGCCCUACCUUUGGACAGUGGAGUAUGGUCGGAUUGGUAGGAUUUGGCGCCACAGCCGGGUGGAUCAGCCGAAAGAAGAAGCGCAAGCCAAUCUUGACAUUGGAUGGACCCGACUUUAGUGGAAGAGAUGCGUGUGCUACAAACUUCGAAAUGAUGGGUGGCGGAGAAACAGAAACUGGUGGGGACCCCCUCGCUGUUCGAGUAUAAAGGAAUGAUGACAUGACAUGAAGCAGGCAUGCAAGCAGCAACAUGACGCAGCCAAGGAUAAUAGUAAAAAGGAGUGUCUUCAUGUUUCUUGUGGAAAACUGGGUUCCAACAGGCAUCAUGGCGUUCCUUCUUUCUUUUGUCAUUUCAAGUAAGUGUUCGCUGCAUGCAUCCUUAAUUGCUGCUUCAUUUUGGCAGGACCGUCAGCCAGUCUUCAUGAACGGUGUUAAUUACCCCACAACAGAAACAAUGAUUCCAUUGCGCCAUCUUCUCUGGUGCAGCAUCAUAAGAACCAUUUCCAUCUUUUUGCCUAAACUAUUAUAACUACAUAUUUCGUGUUC